CCUGCGUAAAAGCCUCCAUAGCCUGGAGGAAUCAUCACACUGACGCUGUAUGUACAUACAAAUCGAUAUGUAUCGUCCGGUUGUGCCUCGGGAUCGUCGCUGUACCCCGCAAUUACGGUUACUCUAGCUUGCCGUACCUAACGUGUCAGACCCCUCAUACUUACAAAGCGCCUGUAGGAAACCCCAUCUCGUGCAAUGGUGAGCGGGUGUAUUUAAAGGUGUUCUACCGUCUACCGAUAUGUGAUUUCACGCAGACCCAAGCAACUACUCUACUUAGCUUUACCUAAACUCGGCAGCCGUUAACCGUCAACGAAAUGUCUCCCCCAGCACCAAUAACUGCAGACCCGGAGCAGGAGGAGCUCAUUAUGAAGACCAAUACCGACGACUUCAGUUCGCCCAUGCCCCGCCCUCCUAAGUUCACCGACAAGUUCGAGGAGCGAAAGUACCUUAAGGAGCGCCUGGCCGCCGCAUUCCGAAUCUUCGCAAAGCAUGGCUUCGAUGAAGGAGUUGCUGGUCACAUUACCAUCCGCGAUCCUGUCGACCCGCACACCUUCUGGGUGAAUCCGUUCGGCACGCACUUCUCGCUGAUAACCUCGUCGGACCUCCUGCAUGUCGACCACGCCGGGCGGAUCCUCGGCGACUCGGGCCCGCUGCGCAACCUCAACGCCGCCGCAUUCGCAAUCCACUCGGCGAUCCAUGCGGCCCGCCCCGACGUCGUCUGCGCUGCCCACGCACACAGCUUGUACGGCCGCGCGUUCUGCACCCUCCACAAGGAACUCGACAUGAUCUCGCAGGACUCGUGCGUGUUCUAUAACGACCACAUAGUGUUCAAGGAGUUUAAUGGCGUCGUGUUGGAGGAGGAGGAGGGCAUCAAGAUUGCCCAGGCACUGGAAGGGAGGAAGGCGGCCCUCCUAGGGAACCAUGGCAUCCUUGCGACGGGAGGUAGUGUGGAGGCGUGCGUGUUCUGGUUCAUGAGCAUGGAGAAGUGCUGUAAGGUCCAGUUGCUGGCGGAUGCGGCGGGGCAGACGGUCAAGAUUGGGGAGGACGAGGCGAAAGCCACGCAUAAACUCAUUGGGGGCGAGUGGGCCGGCUGGUUCAGUGGAAGACCGUUGUUCGAUGUAAUCGAGAACGAGACCUCGGGGCAGUACAAGCUGUGAGGGAUGAGGGGUGAAGGCUAGACUAGAUUAGUUGUGUGAGGGCAACCGUAGUUAUGAGACAUGGAUUGUAGUACACACCUCUGAUUUCAGUGAGUUAUUAUUUGCGUGGGAGCAACCGUGGUUACGAGA
Messenger RNA from Tricharina praecox, 1286 nucleotides. RefSeq names its product class II aldolase/adducin domain protein. Lineage: Eukaryota; Fungi; Ascomycota; Pezizomycetes; Pezizales; Pyronemataceae. The transcript is spliced from 2 exons. The coding region runs from base 315 to 1157 and encodes 280 amino acids. Gene Ontology annotation, cellular component: cytoskeleton. Gene Ontology annotation, molecular function: actin filament binding. The record is from RefSeq and is a predicted model, not a curated record.